AUGAAGGCUACAAUGGUCCUCGGCCUCGCCUCUCAGGCUCUGGCUGCUUCUGUUCCCCGUGCAGCUGAUGUCUACGGCGGAACCGAUGCCGACAUCAAGAGCGUCCCUUACCAGAUUGACAACCGCUACAUCAUCACCGCUGGUCACUGCACCCGCAAUCUUACUGCCAGCGAUCUCUCCAUCCGAGUCGGCAGCGCCAAGCUCGGUGCUGGUACCAAGUACAACGUUACCGAGAUUCACAAUCACCCCAAGUUUGUCCUUACAGACGACUUUCAGAUCGACUACGACAUUGCCAUCCUAAAGUUGUCCUCCGACAUCAAGUUCAGCGACUCUGUCAAGGCUAUCGGCCUCGCCAGCUCCCCUGCCGUCGCUGGUGCCACUGGCCACCUCUCCGGCUAG
Molecule: messenger RNA, 399 nt
Organism: [Torrubiella] hemipterigena
Lineage: Eukaryota; Fungi; Ascomycota; Sordariomycetes; Hypocreales; Clavicipitaceae
Source: the annotation of a GenBank genome assembly